AUGGUCACACCGCCACACCUCGUUCGCCCUCGUCCGCGCUUGGCGAACUGGCUCUCCUCCUUCCUCCUCCUCGCCCCGUCGCGUGCUCUAGUGGCUGUGCGGCCGUUCAUCCACGCCGUACAGCACCAUCCUUUGCGGCAGAGGUCCUCUGCUGCAGCUGCUGCGGACGGGGCCGGUGCACAGCUUGUCUGGCUCACCGGCGCCGAGGACCUCAGACUGAGCGACCACGGCGGCUUCGAGGCGGCCAGCGCCGCCGGUGCCGUGGUGCCCGUCUUCGUGCUCGACCCGGCCGUCCAUCUCUCGUACCCGCCUCCGCGCCUGCGCCGGCUGCACCGGGCCCUCUCGAGCCUCGAGGCUGCGCUGAGCGAGGAGUACGGCGUGACGCUCGUGGUCCGCCGCGGCGGCGCGUCCGCCGUGCUGCCGCAGGUGGCGCAAGAGUGCGGCGCCACGGCCUGCCAGUCGGGCCAACGAUGCACAAGGGCCGCGACAAAGUGA
Molecule: messenger RNA, 495 nt
Organism: Emiliania huxleyi CCMP1516
Lineage: Eukaryota; Haptophyta; Isochrysidales; Noelaerhabdaceae
Exons: 1
Coding region: 1-495 (164 amino acids)
Source: RefSeq, a predicted model, not a curated record